AUGAUCGCGUCCAGCCUCUCUCACGCUGCGUGCGUCGCGCCGUGCGGCCGUCGGUCGGGCUCGGCGGCGCCAGCGGCUGCGCGGCCCCUUCGGGUGUCUGCGCGCCCUGCUGGGCGUUCCCGGCCGGUCUCCGCGUCGCCGUCUUCGUCCGCGAUCCCACGGCACAGCAAGGCGGCCCGCGGAGCCCCGCUGCGCGCCGGCCUGGAGGACGAGGUCCUUGACACUGUGGUGGUGGGCGCUGGGGUGUCCGGCCUCUGCACGGCUCAGGCGCUCAAGACGCGCCACGGCUCGACGUGCGGGAAGUUCCUGGUGACGGAGGGGCGGGAGCGCGUGGGCGGCAACAUUACGACGGUCAGCGACGACCAGUUCGUGUGGGAGGAGGGGCCGAACUCGUUCCAGCCGAACGACUCCAUGCUUCAGAUCGCUGUCGACGCUGGGAUCGAGAAGGACCUGGUGUUCGGGGACCCGAAGGCGCCGCGCUUUGUCUUCUGGGAGGGCCGCCUGCGCCCGACGCCGUCCGGCCCCGACGCGCUGACCUUCGACCUCAUGUCCUUUCCCGGAAAGAUCCGCGCGGGCCUCGGCGCGAUCGGCCUCAAGGCCCCCGCGCCCGCCGGCGAGGAGUCGGUGGAGCAGUUCAUUCGCCGCAACCUGGGCGACGAGGUGUUCUACCGCCUCAUCGAGCCGUUCUGCUCGGGGGUGUACGCCGGCGACCCCUCCAAGCUGUCCAUGAAGGCGGCCUUCGGCAAGAUCCACGUGCUCGAGGAGAAGGGCGGCUCGCUCGUGGGCGGGGCUCUCAAGCUCAUGCAGGAGCGCAAGGAAAACCCCCCCCCGCCGCGGGACCCGCGCCUCCCGCCCAAGCCCAAGGGCCAGACCGUCGGGUCCUUCCGCGACGGCCUCAAGAUGCUGCCGGAGGCCAUCGCGAAGAACCUGGAAGGCCAAAUCCGCCUCCAGUGGCAGCUCCAGGGCAUUGAGAAGACGCCCGAGGGGCUCUACAAGCUGUCGUACAGCACGCCCGAGGGAGACAAGGUCCUCACGUCGCGGUCGGUCGCGCUCACCGUGCCGUCGUACGUCGCGGCGGACCUCCUCGCGGCCGCCGCGCCAGCGGCCAAGGACGCGCUUGCGUCGUUCGACUACCCGCCCGUCGCGGCCGUGACCAUCGCGUACCCGCUUUCUGCAAUUAAGGAGGACCGGAAGGACGAGAGCGGGAAGGUGCCGGGCUUCGGGCAGCUGCACCCGCGCACGCAGGGCAUCGUCACGCUGGGCACGAUCUACUCGUCGUCGCUCUUCCCCGGGCGCGCGCCCGAGGAGUACCAGCUGCUGCUGUGCUACAUCGGCGGCGCGACGAACCGCGGCAUCAAGGACCAGUCCGAGGACGAGGUCGUCGCGCAGAUCGACAAGGACCUGCGGAAGAUGCUCGUGAAGGACGACGCGCCGGCGCCGGUCAAGGUCGGCUACCGCUGCUGGCCCCGCGCCAUCCCGCAGUUCAACCUCGGCCACAUGGACCAGCUGGCACAGGCCCGCGCGGGCCUGAGUCAGGCGGGCUGGGACGGUGUGCUCCUCGGGGGCAACUACGUCUCGGGCGUCGCGCUCGGGAAGUGCGUCGAGUUCAGCUACGGCGAGUUCGCGGACAGCGUCGCCGCCGCUGCUGCCAAGGCGCCUGCGGAGAAGCCCGUCGCUGCGUAG
Messenger RNA from Pedinophyceae sp. YPF-701, 1683 nucleotides. Lineage: Eukaryota; Viridiplantae; Chlorophyta; Pedinophyceae. The record is from the annotation of a GenBank genome assembly.